Humulus lupulus (European hop) is the source of this 927-nucleotide messenger RNA. RefSeq lists its product as uncharacterized. Lineage: Eukaryota; Viridiplantae; Streptophyta; Magnoliopsida; Rosales; Cannabaceae. Bases 275 to 736 code for a protein of 153 amino acids. The record is from RefSeq and is a predicted model, not a curated record. The transcript is spliced from 3 exons.
CUUAGUAUUAUUUAUAAUUGUGAGCGCCCCUAGUUUGGGGCGUUCCUCCAGAAAAAAAAAAAAAAAUUGUUGUGAGCUUCUACUGCGAUUUUGUGUUUCAUCUCGAUUUUGAGUUUCAUCUCAAGUAAAGUGCUUCAUACACUUUCUUUCCACUCAAUUUUUGGGGAAUUGGGAUUUGUGUGGUGGGUUGAUUGAUUGGGUUUUCGCCGUUUGAUUUAAAACUUUCAGGGCUUUAGCGCCCCUGGCCGUUCAUAUCCAUGAUCAUCAGCGUUCCAUGGACCCAUCUCUAGUGCAAAACUCUCCUUCAUUAGAGGCAGAAGAAGAAGAAAAAGACGAGUGGGACACUGAUGGAUUUGUAAUUCCAAGCUUGGGAAUUGAAGAGUCGAAUCAAAGCAAUCCUGAUGAUGCUCCAAAAGUAGAAUCCUCAAAACCACCUUCUCCUAAGGCCAAAGUAGAAGAAGACAUCUACCUCGGACCACACGGGGCGCCCCCAUCUCAAUCGAAGCAACAACAAGAACCCAUUUCUGCUAGCCGAAAGCAGCGGUUUAAGCAGAAACUGAAAGAAGCAGAUAGGAGAGUUGGCGGAACAGGACGAGAAAACAAGCUAGAAAAUCUUCGAGAGCUUGUCGGUGGUGGUGGGAAAGUUAGCAGUGGCAGCAUGGCUAAAAACACUACAAGAGAUUGGCUUGACCCACAUUGCCAUGAGUCACAGUUUGAGAAGCGGUACCAGCAGUAAGCAGCAGUAGGCAGAGCAGAGCAUCUUCCAUUAUAAUCUUCAAGAGGUUUGUUUAUUACUCCAAAGGUUGUACACAUUUGGAAAUACAUUUUAUUGAGGUUAUGUGUCUUGUCAAUAAAUCUCUACAUGAACCUUGUGGUGUUACUGUUUGUGCUGAAGUUCUGAGAAAAGAAUUUACCUGUGUUCAUUCA